AGGCUAUAUUGCCUCUCCUAUUAAAUCCAAAAUAAUAACACUAUAUUUUGUUUUCUUUUUUCCAAAUGUUCUAAUAAUAAUAAUCCAAAUCAAAUCUCAAAUUUUCUCUCUCUUUUGGUCUCUACCGAUUGAGAGAGAAAACUUUGAAACCAAUAUGCCUCGUCAUUCCUCGUCAUCAUCGUCUUCAUCUGAUAAUGAUUCUGAUAAAGAAGAUGAACGACACGUGGUCCGUUCCACCGCAGCAGCCGAGCCAAACCCACCACCACCACCACCGUCCGACCAACAUCAACCACCGGCUUCGGUUGUACCCGGGUACCCUCCGGUGAUGGGGUACCCCCAAUCCUAUUCCAACAAUAAUGGCUACCACCACCAUCCAUAUAAUCCCUACACUCAACCUCCGCCACCCCAUUAUUACACCAACCAAACAUACCCUUACGCCGCCAACACCAACAGCGGCGGCUCCUCCUCUUUCAUCAAGGGCUUUUUCGUCACAUUAAUACUUAUAAUUCUCCUGAUUUGCGUCUCCACCAUCAUAACAUGGAUCAUCCUACGUCCUCAAAUCCCCACCUUCCAUGUGGACAGACUUGAGGUGAACGACCUCAACUUAUCGAAGACUAAUUUCUCGGCCACAAUACAGGCCAACUUGACGGUAGAGAACCCAAACAAAAAGCUGAAAAUUAACUUCCAUGAAAUCAAGGGUUACGUUUUCUUCAGGGAGAGGUCGUUGUCGUCUUCGGAGGUUGACCCGAUAUUCUUGGAGACGGAGACACGUGGCACAAUGAGGUUGAGAGUGGUGAGCAAGGAGAAUAAGGAGGAUUUGAUUGGAGGGUGGGUGGUGGAUGAGAUGCGGCGGGAAAGAGAGCAUGGGUUGUUGAGUUUGAACGUGAGAUUGGCUGUGUUUGCGACGUUCAAGUCGAGUUCUUGGUGGACUAGGCAUGCCUAUAUGAAGGUGUUUUGUGAGCAUUUGGAUGUUCGAUUUGUGGGUUCUGCAGAUAAUGGAGUUUGGAUUGCUAAUAAUAAUUCUCCUAAAUGUGAGGUUUAUUAAUUUGAUUAAUGUUCUUCUUUUGAGUCAAAUUUUGUUUGUAUAGCUGCACAAUUUUAUUAAUUUACUAAGUAAAUAGAUGAAUAUCUCAUGUAUUUCCUUCUUAAUUUGUUAUUGAACUUUUAUUUGUACGACUCAUUUAGUUCUUCAGUAAUCUUACUAAAAUAGUUUUUUU
Messenger RNA from Cannabis sativa, 1217 nucleotides. RefSeq lists its product as uncharacterized. The record is from RefSeq and is a predicted model, not a curated record. The coding region runs from base 155 to 1045 and encodes 296 amino acids. Lineage: Eukaryota; Viridiplantae; Streptophyta; Magnoliopsida; Rosales; Cannabaceae. Gene Ontology annotation, cellular component: plasma membrane. The transcript has a single exon.